Xylona heveae TC161 is the source of this 1585-nucleotide messenger RNA. RefSeq lists its product as hypothetical. The coding region runs from base 178 to 1428 and encodes 416 amino acids. The record is from RefSeq and is a predicted model, not a curated record. Lineage: Eukaryota; Fungi; Ascomycota; Xylonomycetes; Xylonales; Xylonaceae. The transcript has a single exon.
GAACUCUCCCUGAUACUUUAUUAAGAUACACCUUUCAAGAUCGUCUUUUAAUCUCCCAUUUUCCGCAUUUCUUGCCUUUCUGCACUCUUUAUUUCCGUUUCACCUCAAGAUUCGUUUCGUCUCAAGACCCGUUUUAUCCCAAGAUCCGUUUACCUCAAGAACUCAAAUUCAAUAACAAUGUCCCAAAGGCAUUCCUCAAGCAGAGACAAACACUCUCGCCAGCGGCCGUCUGGUCCUCGUGCUGAGAGCAGGGCUCCACGGGAUCGAGCUCGUCGUGAGCGAGGGUCUCCAAGUGGUCAUCGUCACCGCCGUAAUGAGUCUCCUGCGGGCCCCAGACCCUUUCCAGGUCCCGCUAGGGAUCAUGAGCUGGAAGAGUCAAUCAGCCCAGCUCACGGCCGUUCUGACGUUGGUCGUCGCCCAAGUGGCCGAGCGGAGCACGGGGGUCCCCAUGAAAGCGAGAAUUCUGAGCCAAGAACUGAAUAUAAUGAGGGUCGUGAUCAUCGCAGACGUCGCUAUCGUGCUGCGGAUGACAAUUCUCGCAAUGUCAAUGGACUUACUGUUGACAAUGAACCCACUACUACACCUCACCGGACUUUUAAUGGUCCUGACAUUUACACCGGUGCCACUCAUGCUCCUCAUCUUGAUAGCUCUCCCCUGGUGGCAUCUCCGGUGAGUCCGUACACCGAUACCAGUACGGUCAGACUGCUGCCGUCAGAGCAAGGUACGCCUUCGGCCGGUCGUGAGCAGCCGAGAGCUGAACGCACUCGAAAUGCUUAUGUGGAGGAGGAAGAAGAAGAGUCAGAGCCGGAGCGAGAGCCUUCCCCGCCGCCUCCGAGAAGUCCCCGUUUCAGGGGACACUCUCAAGUCCAUCCACAAGUGUCUGCCCCUGAUCUUCGGAAGCUCCAAAGAGAGUCAAGAGCAUCUUCAACUUAUCUUCCCCGGCCUAGCUCUCCGGCGCCAUCCACCGCCUUUAGUACUGCUACAGGUCGCUCUGGGUAUCGUACUCGUCGUCACGGCAUUGGAGGCGCGGGGAACAUUGUUGACAGCGAGGGCCGGCAUUGUUCCGCCCGGCAAGCGAGGCGGGAAUUGCAAAAGGAGAGGCGAGAGGCGGAGGCUGCCGCGCAAUCUGCCGCCCCAGUCACUCAGGAAGAAAUUGAGGGACACCGACUGUACGGCAGUGUUCUAAACAGUACCAUAUAUAACGUUAUCCAUGAAGAAAGGGAUGACGAGAAUCGGAAGAAAAUCAGGAGAAGAAUAAGAUUCCUGGAAAGCAAAGAGCGCAAGCGCAAGGAACCCACCUUUAUCAAUAAAUUUCUGAACAUUCUCGACCAGGUCUUUCCCGGCAACUUUGUUGCUGAGCACCGAGAAAGCAGGAAAGAUGAGAUCAAAGAUCUUAGAGAACAAUUGACCAAGAAAGAUCGAGAUUAAGUGCAAGUCAAGAAGUUGUGGCAGUCUAUUGAUUCCAACUUUCUUGUUGCUUGCGGUGAUGCUCAGCGGUGUCAGGAUGAAUUCAAAAAUGAAAAAAGACUGAAAAAACUUGAAAUUUAUAAAAUCAUACUAAAAAUGGCGGGACGUGGUGGCGGUU